AUCCGCAUCGAAUGACGUCCAUUGCUGCCUGAGGAAAUUUCGAGAACGUGACAACGGCAAUAUUCGUGCUAAACCGUCACAAGAUCCGUAGUUUUUCGCUGUCAUUUCUGGCGAGAGUUUCACCGUCGUCAAGCAGUAGCGCCUUUUGUUGCUGUUACAGCAGGUAAUUGCGGUAGUUUCAGAGAAACGAAACUUGUCUCACCAAGUGUCAAUAUUCGGAGAGGAGCAGUAGACCUUGCGCAAUCAUGGUCAAAGAAACAACGUUCUAUGAUGUUCUCGGUGUGAAACCUGGCUGUGCACAGGAGGACCUGAAAAAAGCCUACAGGAAACUUGCUUUGAAAUAUCAUCCUGACAAAAAUCCAAAUGAAGGGGAAAGGUUCAAGCAAAUUUCACAAGCUUACGAAGUGUUAUCGAAUCCUGAAAAGAAGCGUAUAUAUGACCAAGGAGGAGAACAAGCAUUGAAAGAAGGAGGAAUGAGUGGUGGAGGUUUCUCUUCCCCCAUGGACAUCUUUGAUAUGUUCUUUGGGGGUGGAAUGGGCGGCGGUAGAGUAGGACGUCGAAGAGAGCGAAAGGGCCAAGAUGUUAUUCAUCAGCUCUCUGUAUCUCUGGAAGAACUUUACAAGGGAACUGUACGGAAACUCGCUCUGCAGAAAAAUGUUAUAUGCGACAAGUGCGAAGGUAUCGGUGGUAAGAAAGGUUCGGUAGAGCAAUGCCCUACCUGCCGCGGUUCUGGGAUGCAGGUACAAAUUCAGCAACUUGCACCGGGAAUGAUCCAACAGCUUCAAUCGAUUUGCUCUGACUGCAAAGGGCAGGGAGAGCGCAUUAACCCCCGUGAUAGAUGCAAGCAUUGCAAUGGGCGUAAGACUGUGCGAGAUAGAAAAAUACUUGAGGUUCACGUUGACAAGGGGAUGGUAGAUGGGCAGAAAAUCGUAUUCACUGGAGAAGGUGAUCAGGAGCCUGAGCUAGAACCAGGCGAUAUUGUUAUCCUCCUUGACGAGAAGGAGCAUGAGGUUUUCAAACGAACGGGUAACGAUUUGAUCAUGAGGAUGCAGCUGGAGCUGGUUGAGGCACUAUGCGGUUUUCAAAAAGUAAUUCGCACUCUUGAUGACCGUGAUUUGGUCGUGACAUGCAUCCCGGGUGAAGUGACAAAGCAUGGCGACGUCAAAUGCAUUUUAAACGAAGGAAUGCCAGUUUACAAGGAUCCCUUCACGAGGGGCCGGCUCAUCGUUCAAUUCGUCGUUAACUUCCCGAAGGUCAUAGACCCUGUAAUGAUUCCAGCCCUCGAACAAUGCUUACCUCCUAGAGAAGAGGUUAUGAUUCCCGACGGCGCCGAAGAAUGUUUGCUGACGGACUUGGACCCCGAGCAAGAAACGAGACGGCGAAAUACGCGGCAAGCUUACGAGGAGGACGAAGGUGGACCGUCUCGCGUUCAGUGCGCCACUCACUAACCGAAUAUUAAUGUUAAGAGCUCUAUUUCUAUUUUAUUCUCUUCCUCGUUCAUACACCUUGCGCACCUUAACUACACCUCAAGGAUUCGGUAAUAAUGUGGGAGACGAUAAUUUUUUUUGUAUGAACGUAAACACCCAGCACCGCGCUGUUCGGCGAUUUUGCUAAUGAAGCCAUAAAAAUGGUAUGGCAUGAGGCGCCGUGGUGGCGUUGAGCGUAUUUGACUAAAUUUAAACCUGAGGUUUAGUUACUUGUAAUUACUUGGCUAUUAUGUUGCGAAAUUUAUUUAUUCUUAAUUUACAGUGGCGAAAGUUAAGUAGUUCAGUUUUGUUUUUUUUUUGUCUCCUAAUUCUCAGAUAAAUUCCAAUUGACGCGUCAUGCCAUCUUUGAUGACUUGAGAGAUUCUUCGGAAAGACUCUGUUACAACAAACAAGAGUUGAAACUAUUUCACAAAAAUGUAAGUUUGUUUUCUUAACAUUACCUUUCUGCGAUUAUAGAUGUUCCAAAUUCUUCUUCGCCUUGCGAUCAAACCAGCUCCCACAAUGAUGUAUUUCUAGUUUUGCUGAUUUGCAAAAUAUAGUAGAAAUAAUUUAUUUAACGCUGCUAAACUAAACUUAUGUAUGUGGUAUAUUGGCGUUUUUAAAUUGCGCAGUAAACAAAUGUGACAGG
Diprion similis is the source of this 2115-nucleotide messenger RNA. It is a transcript of the gene Droj2, whose product is annotated as dnaJ homolog subfamily A member 1. NCBI's taxonomy places the organism in Eukaryota, Metazoa, Arthropoda, Insecta, Hymenoptera, Diprionidae. Gene Ontology annotation, biological process: protein refolding; response to heat. Gene Ontology annotation, molecular function: Hsp70 protein binding; ATP binding. The record is from RefSeq and is a predicted model, not a curated record. The transcript has 5 exons. Gene Ontology annotation, cellular component: cytoplasm; cytosol. Bases 246 to 1448 code for a protein of 400 amino acids.